AUGACUCCUAACAGAUCCGUCAUCUUCCAAAAAAUCGUCGACGAAGUCCUCAUCCCCAGCACCCAUCUCACCAUCCAAAACCGCCCAAUUGACCUCUCCCUCUCCCCUCCCGAUGGCGGCCUUCUACUCAAGAACUACUACCUUUCCGUGGACCCCUACAUGCGAACGCUGCUCAAAUCGCGGAACCCAAAGUUUGUUGAAGGCGAUGUUGUUUGCUUCUUCAACGAGAAAGCGCUGCCGUUCCACGAGUACACAGUCUGCGAUGCUGCGAUGGCCGAGAUCCCGUUCAAAGUGCAUAAUCCUUACAACGUUGACGUCCGCCAUUUAGUCGGGGCGCUUGGUCCCCCGGAGUUGAGGUCGUAUGGGUGCCUUUAUGAGAUCGGGAAGCCGAAGGCGGGCGAAACGAUCUUGCUUGUUGGGCAGCUGGCGAAGGAGGAGGGGUUGAGGGCUAUUGGGAAUGCAGGGAGCGAUGAGAAGCUAAGGUAUAUUGUUGAGGAGCUGAGCUUUGAUGGUGGGUUUAAUUACAAGACGGAGAAGGCGCGGGAAGCGUUGGAGAAGCUGGUGCCGCAGGGAAUCGAUGUCUAUUACGACAACGUCGGUAGGCCGAUUGGAGGGAUUAUUUUGGCGCAGUGUCUUUGCAGUAUGAUCUGCGACUACAAUAAGAAACCGGAAGAUCGGUACGGCGUGAAGAGUCUUAGGGAGAUUUUCAUCCGCCGCAUUACUAUGCAGGGUUUUAUCGUCGUCGACGAGAACAUUCUAAAGCACUUCCCCACGAUGCAAGAGACUAUAGGAUAUUACGGUAGGAAUCGAAAUGCGAUCGGAGCCUUUUUAGGUACGCUAAAGGGUGACAACAAUGGGAAGGCGCUAGUGCAGCUCGCGGAUCUAGACAAGGAUUGA
Molecule: messenger RNA, 897 nt
Organism: Mytilinidion resinicola
Lineage: Eukaryota; Fungi; Ascomycota; Dothideomycetes; Mytilinidiales; Mytilinidiaceae
Product: NAD(P)-binding protein
Exons: 7
Coding region: 1-897 (298 amino acids)
Molecular function (GO): oxidoreductase activity, acting on the CH-CH group of donors, NAD or NADP as acceptor
Source: RefSeq, a predicted model, not a curated record